Messenger RNA from Blastomyces gilchristii SLH14081, 2682 nucleotides. Its product is annotated as UPF0261 domain-containing protein. The coding region runs from base 1016 to 2296 and encodes 426 amino acids. The record is from RefSeq and is a predicted model, not a curated record. NCBI's taxonomy places the organism in Eukaryota, Fungi, Ascomycota, Eurotiomycetes, Onygenales, Ajellomycetaceae. The transcript is spliced from 3 exons.
UAGCACGGGGGUAUGUUCCACAACUGGGAGGACUUCAUCUGCCUGGAUUCAUUCAAUAUCACCAGCUGUCUCCCAUUUGUUUGUUGGGAUAUAGUUUCUAUUACGACUCACCAUUUCGACAACAAUCUGAUUCGCAUCUCCGUAUGGCAUGAGUCCAGCUAAUGAGCCACGCCCGGCCAUGCGAAAACGCCCGGAAUUGUACACGAGGAUAAGAUCACAGCCUCCUUUUUCAACACUUUUGGCGGAGAGCCCAAUGCCUGAAAGUUCAUUAGACAUGUUGGAAGGGGUAUAUGUACUCGCCAACAAUUAUUUCAUCCCUAGAAAUUGUAUCCCUGAGUCUUUGAAGGACCUCCGCUCGUGUUGUUGGGCGAGGCAUAGCUAGCUAGCUGCUGCGACAGGAUCUUCUAAAUAAUGCUAAGGCGGGGCCGUGAAAUCUCAACGCAAACAGAGACCGCUGUCUAGUUGAUUAGCGAACAAACGGACACAGAACGGCUGACAAUAGAUUGAUGAGAUGUUUUCCAGGGAGACUGCAGCGGAUAAUUGCAAGUGCCAUGGAGAAUAGAGCUUUAUGCUCAACCAACAUACAUACAAUCAUGUUGCACAAUUAUUAUUAAGCAGAUUUCUUCCCCUCAACCCCGCAAGUCAAGUCACUCAAGUCAUUUUCCAUCGACGACGAACUUUGUAACUCGCGUCGCUCUGCGGGUUGAAGCAUAGUACAAACUGUGCAACAACAGCGUUUAUAUUUCGGAAGAACACCUUUACGUGGGUAAGACAGAUUUACUUGUAUCUAUCUAUGCUUGCUUUGUCUGCACGGCGUAUGAUGCUUUCCUAUAUGGAGUAGGGCAGUUCGUGAUUUAAUGAAAGGAGAGGUCUAGUGGCCUACUGCUUAAAUUAUAAAUUGGGCACCUUUCGAAUUCUUCCAUUAAAAUUUCAAACCCCCUGCUACUCCUGGACGCCCAACUGCAUCCUGAGGAGCGCCAGCCUAUCUUAUCUCGCGAGGUGCACAUCCGUGAAAAUGGCAGACCGCCAGCCCCUUGCUAGUACUAUCGCCAUAAUUGGGACCUGCGAUUCGAAGCUUGAUGAACUGCUAUUCCUUCGUGAUCGGAUAUUGGAACGCAAUCAGUGCAAAACAUUACUGAUUGACGUGGGACGAAACCCGUGUCAGCAUGAAUCAAUCGAUGUGAAGAAUACCGACCUUAUUAAUGCUGCCACACCAUCUUCACAGGGAGGUAGAGGGACAGACAUUCUACCGCUCUCCAGAACGGAGUAUAUCAAGUACAUGAUAAAAUGUGCCAGCUCCUAUAUCCAAGGCCUGUAUUCUCGCGGGACGAUUCACGGAGCCGUCUCAAUUGGCGGUUCUUGCGGAACUUCUCUUGCAUCUGGUGCGAUGCGAAAUGCGUUACCAGUUGGGUUCCCCAAGUUGAUAGUUUCAACGAUGGCGAGCGGAGAUGUGAAGCCUUUCAUAGAGGAGACGGAUAUCACGAUGAUGUAUAGCGUCGUUGAUAUAGCAGGCACCAACUCGAUAUUGAACCAUAUACUUGCAAAUGCUGCCGGAGCCAUCGACGGCAUGGUCACAUCCCACAGGGCGUACAUAGACAAACCGGUUGCAGCUAGCACGAAACGGAUUGGCGUGACAAUGUUCGGAGUUACAACUCCAUGCGUCGACCUAAUCCGGCUUCACCUGGAGAGUAAAUAUAACUACGAGGUCUAUGUCUUCCAUGCUACAGGCGCCGGUGGCAGGGCCAUGGAGCGGCUCAUUCGAGAAGGGAAAAUCGAUGCCGUUGUCGAUGCGACUACGACGGAAAUCGCAGACGAGUUAUUUGGCGGCAUUCUUUCCGCUGGCCGUGACCGUCUGCGCGCAGCCGCCGAGGCUGGAAUCCCGCAGGUGGUCAGCGUAGGCGCCUGCGAUGUCAUCAAUUUUGGGCCGAGAAACACAGUUCCCGAAAAGUUCGCUACUCGCAAACUCCACGAGCACAACCCUACAGUCACCUUAGCCAGGACUAGCGAAACCGAAUGCGCUCAGAUUGGAGAAUUUAUUGCGACACAACUUCGCAACCACGUUGUCAAUCCAAAACUCGUCGAGGUCAUUCUGCCCACUGGGGGCCUUAGCCUCCUGUCGACCCCUCACGGUCCGUUCGAUGAUCCCAGCGCUGAUAAAGCUCUUUUGGACGCGUUGGAGUCCGGGCUAGAAUCAAGCGGUAUCAAAGUGUUAAAGAAUGAAAGAGACAUCAACAAUGGAGAAUUUGCUGUGUUGCUAGCUGAGUCCUUGGUCUCACUGAUUCGGGCGCAAUCCUAAUAUUAGUCUGAAGUAAAUGAGGGAUGUUGUAAUGCCUUCACGGUGCUAGUGUUUCCUUCCAAUUUCAGCUCUAAUACUUUUUUUUUUUUUUUUUUUUUUCUUCCCUAUAAUUCUCUUUUCCGGGAGGGCAUUUUCGGUUUAGUUAAUAUAUUCACCAUCUUAGGCGGCUCAUACCUUGUUUCCCAAUGAAUCCAGGAGAACAGACCAUAACUUGACAUUUUCAUGGCGCAUAAGGGAGAGAUACGGGGGGAAAUAUAGCAUUCCCUCGUAGAUAUUUGCAGUUCUGUAAUGAAAUUGCGUUGAAAACCGAAUGCUCAACAAACACACGUGGUCUAGCCCGGAACAUCGACGGCCCGAAUGCUUGGCAGCAAAGCGGGAUAAUUCAG